GUCAGCUCAGUUUAUUUCCCCGGGACUUCAGCCUCUAACACCAGAUACAGUUUCCUGGCUUUUAUUCUUAUAAACAGACACCUUGGACCUUCUGGACUUCACUGUUUGAAUCUAUAUUUUCUUCCAGUUCCUGCUGCUGUCAGGCUGCACCGAGCUUUUCUCACAGCCUCUGGGUUUUCCUGGUGAUGACCUCACUGCUGUUCCCUGGCAACGCCCACGCUGCGAUGAAGGACCUCUCCUCUUCCUCCUCUCCUCUCACCUCCCUGCUCCACUACCCGUCCUCCAAAACCUCCGUCGCGCCCUUCUCCCCGUCCGCUGGCCCCGCCUCCACUCCUGGGUCGACGCUGUCGUCGGCUCCUCUCUCCAAACCUCAGCCCUUCUGCCUGCAGACGGGGCCUCAUCUCAUCGCCAGCAUGCAGUUGCAGAAGCUCAACUCGCACUACCAGAACCUCACCGGUGCUUCUGUUGGACACCCAGCACCCGGCGGAGCUCAAAGGGGCUUCGGAUCCUCGCCUCUGGGCACUGGCAACCAGCUCCUGGGGCCUUCUGGAGGCCUUGGAGGAGGCGGGAUGGGGGUCGGGAUCGGCAUGGGGAACCAGGGCUCCGGUGCAGGUGGAAUUAUCGACUUUGACCCCGUGGACGAGGAGGUGCUCAUGUCGCUGGUGGUGGAGCUGGGCUUGGACCGAGCCAACGAGCUGCCCGAGCUCUGGCUGGGUCAGAACGAGUUUGAUUUCAUGUCGGACGUGCCGGCCGGAUGCUGACCUUCGAGAAGAAAGAUAUCCAGAUGCGGUGGAAUUGCUUGACAAAGAGAGAGAAGACUUUCUCUCCCCUGUUUUGUUUUUCUCUUUCCUCCCUUACUUGGUUGAUAACACGAGGAAACAGAAGAGACACAGAGUGAUAAAGAGAAAGAGAUUAGAGACAUACUCCUGUUUCUACUUUGCUUUCAUGCUCUCUAUGGGCAGACAGAGGGACUGGUGAGGAAAAGGACAGAUUGAGGUGAAAGAGAGCGUGAUCUGUUUUUCAUUUCAUUCAGUCAGUUUAUUUUUCUUUGCCAGGACGAAAGUGGCGGUUGAACCCCGGCCUAAUGGGAUUAAGAAUUCUUUUGUUUCGCUGCGUCCCACUCUAAUUUUUCUUUUUCCUUUUCGUGUAAAGAAGAAAAACAGAAACAGCAGAAACAAGGAGUCGUACAAAGACACUUCAUCGCUCCUGUCCUCUUCCCUCCAUCACUCCCUCUUGCAGGCUUCAUCAAAACCAGGUGAUUUUAAUACAAGGAGGUUUGGCGAAGACAAACGAAGUCGGUCUCUUGGAAACAAACAGCGCGGAUGACGAAGACACACCUGUUGGACUUCUCUCUCUCUCUCUCUCUCUCUCUCUCUCUCUCUCUUCUCUCUCGAUCACGUCAGGAAAACGAAGAUGGGAAACAUGACUUUAUGGGAGAUUCGUGAAGGAUGACAAACACUAUGUUUCCUGUUUUCUUAAUGGACAAUAUUAGACUCUGGUCUCACGGGAAAGAGACUCCUGUCUCUCGGCUUCACAAAGAAACUGAUUGUCUGAGAACUUGUUAUCUCAAUGUACUUCUCUUUCUUUCUGUUUUUUUUUUUUUUUUUUGUUUGAAUUUACUUCAACCAGUCGCAUUCAAAGAACAUGUUAUUUAAGACAGUGGCUGAUAUCCAUCAGGUCUCUUGGACAAGGAGGGCUUCUGUAGCGCAUCUAUUAUCAGUUCUACUUUUCUGAACGUAAUGAAUUAGAUCAAGAGACGAGGAAUCUGAAUGGAGUAAAUUGUUUCUCAGCCGCAUUAAAAACGGUCGAGGCCUUACGGUCAUGUGAGUCGCCGCUACAUGUACUUUGUUCUGUUUCCUGACCUGCAGUGUAAGAAACACUGACCUCCGUGGUCAAGUCAAACCAGUGUCAAUGAUUCUGGGUAGCACUUCCUUGUACAUUGAGGAUACAAGGUUUUGUCAACAUGUGUGGACAUAAACUGAUUGAUUCACACGUCCUCCUCUGGUUUUUGUUUUUCCUGUCCUGCCACUUUUGUGUUCAUGUCAAAACAGUUUGUUUAGCCCCAACAAACACUUCUUAUCGCCGCACUUCCAUGUGGCUGAUAAGGAAGCUCCGUCUGUUUUGUCAUCACUGGGCCUGGAGGCUCGUGUUUGCGAGGGCUGUCUCCAGAUGCUGGUCCGCACGCGUGCAGGCGUUAAGAAGGUUUGAAUGGGACCAAAGGGGGUUGAAGUUAGUGGCUGACAUGUUUGCAUCAUUUAUCAGUUCACGUUCAUUCUUCACUGUCUCUUGAAGGCAGAGGCGAUUCGUAGAAAACAUCUGGACAAGCUAUCGGUGCACCCUCUGGCAGCCAUAUUUGUCCAUCUUGUCUGGACCAGAGAGAACAGCCUUUUGUCCACUUGCCAGUUGCAAAAAAAAUCACUUUCACCUAAACAUUUAAUCCUGGCUAAGUUACUCGCAGAAACUAGCGUUAGCAAAUCCAGUAUGUGGAUAGCACCGCUGCUGAAAUAUCAAAAAACACAUGAAAAAAUAUCAAGUUUGAAAACAGUAGUUAGACAAAACAAUACCAACUCAAGGUCCACUUAAAUCUUUUUUCCAGAG
Messenger RNA from Seriola dumerili (greater amberjack), 2598 nucleotides. RefSeq names its product Cbp/p300 interacting transactivator with Glu/Asp rich carboxy-terminal domain 1 (gene cited1). The coding region runs from base 186 to 761 and encodes 191 amino acids. Gene Ontology annotation, biological process: regulation of DNA-templated transcription. The record is from RefSeq and is a predicted model, not a curated record. Gene Ontology annotation, cellular component: nucleus. Lineage: Eukaryota; Metazoa; Chordata; Actinopteri; Carangiformes; Carangidae. The transcript is spliced from 2 exons.